AUGGACACCAUCCGAAAAAGAACCAAGGCUGCUUGGACGGCUCCAAAGAAUGCCGUUCGAGUGGAGCCAAAGACGUACUUUGCCAAUGAACGUACUUUUAUCCAGUGGGUGAGCGCUGCACUGUUCUUGGUAACUACUUCGGCACUCUUGCUCGAGUUUGAAAAUGGAGAAGGCUAUGCCAAGUCCACUGCCAUCACUCUGUUGGUAUUUGCCUUGAUCAUUGCUGUGUAUUCACUUGGGCUCUACUAUUUGCGCAUUUGGCUCAUGAAGCAUGGACGUCCCUAUGGAUACACAAGCCAUUUUGGGCCCAUUGUGUUGUCUGGUGCAGCCAUUGCUGGAACAUGGAUCAUUCUCAGCAAACUCCGACAACUGGAACUUGCUGAUUUGGCAGCACGGAAUAAUGGAGACGCCGAGCCGGAAGUGCUGGCCUUUCGACCCGAGGCCGGGGUAUGCAUGGAACAUGAUGUGAGCUCCUUUUCUCCUCUUGAGUUUGAACCUAGCGAUGCUUUGAUCGAUGAAGAACGCAACUUGCUGUUGGUUCCGACUCUUUCCGAGAUCUACGGCUUUCCGCUACCUGAAUGGAACAACCAAGGUCAACUGGCUAUUCCAGAGGGUUCUUCCGCCACGGUUGUGGCUCGGGUAGAACGGGGUGACUUCGAAUCGGCUACUUUUGUGGACGCUAAUACCUUGUAUGCUGUUUCUGAGGUGGCAACUGCAACACCGGACAUGGCUGCGGUCGUGUACUCGUUUCAGCGUAAUCUGCUGGGAAACUUUGAGAUUUCCGGGCAAUGGAAGCUGGCCACUCCAGAACCGGAAGGGAUGGCCUUUGUUCAACAAGGAGGCACCUCUUCACUCUACAUUUCUGGACUCCAAGGGACGACUAAUGCACCCAGUGCCACUAUCCAAAAAUUCUCAGUGCCAGAACCAAACGGAUUGACCCAGGCCGUCCAGGGUUCCAGGCCAGCUCUACGAGCAUCUCGUCUCCUCAACACAAAGCUAUUGGACGAGGAUAUGGAGGAUCCAAAGAUUGGAGCCAUGCACUACUUUGAAGGUAUUCUAUACGUUCUUCAUGACAACGCCCGAGUUGUCCGAGCUUGGGACAUUGCAACCGGUACUUUCCAAGCCGAGUGGCAACUACCAAACGUUCCCAACAGCAAUGGCAUGCAGUGGGAAGGCAUGUCCUUGCAGCGGGUUCAGCGCUCUUCAUCUGCUGCUCUUCGCGGAUCGGAUGGGGACAGCAUCCUUCUCCUGCAUCUCACUCACGACACUCCAGCGGCGAUUUGGAGUAUUGUUGUCGAGGAAGGCAGUGUCCGAGGAAGUAUUGUCUUUCCGGAAUGUGCAGGCGUAGCAGUGUUGGAAUAG
Molecule: messenger RNA, 1362 nt
Organism: Cylindrotheca closterium
Lineage: Eukaryota; Bacillariophyta; Bacillariophyceae; Bacillariales; Bacillariaceae
Source: the annotation of a GenBank genome assembly